Messenger RNA from Cervus elaphus (red deer), 6280 nucleotides. It is a transcript of the gene RAPGEF1, whose product is annotated as Rap guanine nucleotide exchange factor 1. Lineage: Eukaryota; Metazoa; Chordata; Mammalia; Artiodactyla; Cervidae. Gene Ontology annotation, molecular function: guanyl-nucleotide exchange factor activity. Gene Ontology annotation, biological process: positive regulation of GTPase activity; Ras protein signal transduction. The coding region runs from base 344 to 4282 and encodes 1312 amino acids. Gene Ontology annotation, cellular component: plasma membrane. The record is from RefSeq and is a predicted model, not a curated record. The transcript is spliced from 27 exons.
GAAAUGAAGUUCAGUCUCCGAGGCUGCUGCUGUGCCGAUGAGCAUUGGAGUGUCAGGAAGGCCGAGGAGGAGCUCCUAGAAUAGACGGGUCUGGAGACCCACCGCCAGGGCGGUAACAAGCCUUGUAUUCUGAUUUCCUUCCUGGAAGUGAAGAGAGUUUGAGAGGCAGGAGGCAAAGACCUUUCAGAGCAGAGUUCAAGUUUUUCUUGCACGGGCUCGCCGCCGGGUGAUGGGGAUGUCUGAGAGAUGAAUCCCCGUCCAGCUGGUGACUUGGUCCACGUUUGCUCUUCAGCAAAGACACUUGGGCUUGGAAGGGCUCUGUGAUCCUCUGGCUUUAUUUAGAAUGGGCAAUGCUAUUGAAAAACAGAAGCCCCUGAGACGAAGCCACCUGUGUCCCUGGAAGCAAGACUCUCAGCGUUCUCAUCUCUCCUCCUUCACCAUGAAGCUGAAGGACAAAUUCCACUCGCCCAAAAUCAAGAGAACGCCAUCAAAGAAGGGAAAACCAGCCGAGGUGUCUGUGAAGAUUCCAGAGAAGCCCAUGAACAAAGAGGCAACAGACAGAUUUCUACCAGAGGGCUACCCUAUCCCCUUGGAUCUGGAGCAGCAGGCAGUAGAGUUUAUGUCCACCAGUGCUGUGGCUUCCAGGUCUCAAAGGCAGAAGAACCUGAGCUGGCUGGAGGAGAAAGAGAAGGAAGUUGUCAGUGCCUUGCGCUACUUUAAGACCAUUGUGGACAAAAUGGCCAUUGAUAAGAAGGUCCUGGAGAUGCUCCCGGGGUCUGCCAGCAAGGUGCUGGAGGCCAUCUUACCCCUGGUGCAGAGCGACCCUCGGAUUCAGCACAGCUCAGCCCUCUCCUCCUGCUACAGCCGAGUGUACCAAAGUCUCGCCAACCUCAUCCGUUGGUCUGACCAAGUGAUGCUGGAAGGCGUGAACUCAGAAGAUAAAGAGAUGGUGACAACUGUGAAGGGGGUCAUCAAGGCCGUGCUGGACGGAGUAAAGGAGCUGGUCAGACUAACCAUCGAGAAGCAGGGGCAUCCGUCUCCAACAAGCCCCGUGAAACCCAGCUCCCCAGCCUGCAAACCUGACAGCCAGUCUGAGCUCCCCCUGACGGAUCGAGAGAUGGAGAUUCUAAACAAGACGACCGGCCUAUCACAGUCGACCGAGGGGCUCCCAGACUCUAUGGACGAAGAGGUUGCACCCCCCAAGCCCCCCUUACCUGGUAUUAGGGUGGUUGAUAACAGUCCUCCACCAGCACUGCCCCCGAAGAAGAGACAGUCGGCUCCAUCCCCCACCCGCGUGGCCGUUGUGGCCCCCAUGAGUCGAGCCACCAGCGGCUCCAGUUUGCCUGUUGGAAUUAAUAGGCAGGACUUUGACGUGGACUGUUACGCACAGAGACGGCUGUCGGGAGGCAGCCACUCGUACAGCGGUGAGUCUCCCCACCUGUCGCCCUGCAGCAGCAUCGGCAAGCUCAGCAAGUCGGAUGAGCAGCUGUCCUCUCUGGACAGGGACAGCGGGCAGUGCUCCCGGAACACAAGCUGUGAAACGCUAGAUCAUUACGAUCCUGACUACGAGUUCCUUCAGCAAGACCUCUCCAAUGCAGACCAGAUACCUCAGCAAGUGGCCUGUAACCUCAGCCCGCUGCCGGAGUCCUUGGGGGAGUCUGGGUCUCCAUUUCUUGGCCAUCCUCUCCAGCUGCCUCUGGGCAGUUGUCCCCAGCCAGAUGGGUCCUCAGCCCCCGGGCAGCAGACGGACGUGCCGCCGGCCCUGCCUGAGAAGAAGCGCAGGAGUGCGGCCUCCCAGACCUUGGACAGCUCUGGCUGCAGGGCAUCCUACGAGCGACACCCCUCGCAGUACGACAACAUCUCCGAGGACGACUUGCAGAACCCAGCCUCCGUCCAGUCCGUCCCCUUCACGCCCUUUGCUGCUAUUCUUCCCUUUCAGCAAGGAGGUUCCUCAGCCUCUGUCGACUUUAUGGGUGAUUUCACUGUUGCUGAAUCAACGGGUGACCCAGAAAAACCGCCGCCUCUCCCCGAGAAGAAAAACAAACACAUGCUGGCCUACAUGCAGCUGCUUGAGGACUACUCAGAGCCACAGCCCUCCAUGUUCUACCAGACGCCACAGAAGGAGCACGUGUAUCAGCAGAAGAAUAAGCUGCUCAUGGAGGUGUACGGCUUCAACGACUCCUUCAGCGCUGGCGACGCCCCGAACGAGCUCGCCCCGCCCCCCGCCCUGCCCCCCAAGCAGCGGCAGCUGCAGGCCUCCUAUGCUGCUUCUUCCUUCUCCUCUGUCUCCUACUGUGUCCAGCAAACUAAAGUGGCCUUCACCCCCGAGGACGGCAGUGCCGGUCAGGGCAUCAGUGUGUCCGUCUCUAACUCCUUUCUCAGCCGGCACGGCAGCUUACCUGUGCCCUCGGUGAGUUGCUCCCUGCACUCGCUACCGGGAACCUGGGGAGUGAGACCUUUCCCUCGUGGCCGAUGCCUCCCGACAUGCGUGCUGCUGCCCGUCGCCAGCUCCGGCCCUCCACAGACCCCAGACAGGAAAGGUGGCCUGAAGUACAAGUCUGUGUUUAGGUCCUACUCGCAGGAUUUCGUGCCUCACAGCCAAGCUUCCGUCCAGCCUUUCCUUCCGUCUACCUCCUCUUCCUCUCCACACUUCCCACCUGUCCACCAGUCUCAGAGCUCUGAUUUAGCCGUGCCACCCGUGGCCAGUCUGCCUCCCAGCACCCUGGACGGGCUUCUCUCGUCUUCUCAGGAGAGCAGCUUUCACGGGAACACUGUCUGCCUUCCUUCCGAAACCUCUUUCACUGACUCGCCCCAGACGCCUUCGAGCGAGCACGCCUAUGAGGGGGACUACGUCAGUCUGUAUUGCUCUGGCCAGAGCGGCGAGGAGCUGGCCCGCCCUCGAGGAGAGUCACCUGCGGCGAAGGACGGACACUCCAGAGACACCACGUCGGCCGGCUGUGUGCCCGGGAAGGAGGGCAGGGACAGCGGGGACAGGGCCCUGAAGUCGCCAGACGCUUCAGAGGCUCAGUCCGAAGAGGAGGUGGACGAGCUGUCCCUCAUCGACCACAAUGAGAUCAUGGCGAGGCUGACCCUCAAGCAAGAGGGCGACGACGGGCCAGACGUCCGUGGAGGGUCAGGCGACAUCCUCCUCGUCCACGCCACAGAGACGGACAGGAAAGAUCUGGUGUUGUACUGCGAGGCCUUCCUGACCACCUACAGGACCUUCAUCACGCCCGAGGAGCUCAUCAAGAAGCUGCAGUACAGGUACGAGAAGUUCUCUCCUUUUGCCGACACGUUCAAGAAGCGUGUGAGCAAGAACACGUUUUUCGUGCUGGUGCGGGUGGUGGACGAGCUCUGCCUGGUGGAGCUGACAGAAGAGAUCCUGAAGCUGCUGAUGGAGCUGGUCUUCCGCCUGGUGCGCAGCGGGGAGCUCAGCCUGGCACGCGUGCUCCGCAAGAACAUUCUGGACAAGGUCGAUCAGAAGAAGCUGCUCCGGUGUGCCAACUCCGACCAGCCCCUGGCGGCCCGGGGCGUGGCAGCCAGGCCCGGGACCUUGCACGACUUCCACAGCCAUGAAAUAGCCGAGCAGCUGACUCUGCUAGAUGCCGAGCUCUUUUAUAAAAUAGAGAUUCCUGAGGUUUUGCUUUGGGCCAAAGAGCAGAACGAGGAGAAGAGCCCGAACCUGACCCAGUUCACGGAGCACUUCAACAACAUGUCCUACUGGGUCCGGUCGAUAAUCAUGUUGCAGGAAAAGGCCCAAGACAGGGAACGGCUGCUCUUGAAGUUCAUCAAGAUCAUGAAGCACUUACGGAAGCUGAACAACUUCAACUCCUACCUGGCCAUCCUCUCGGCGCUGGACUCGGCCCCCAUCCGCAGGCUGGAGUGGCAGAAGCAGACCUCAGAGGGCCUGGCCGAGUACUGCACGCUUAUCGACAGCUCGUCCUCCUUCCGUGCCUACCGGGCUGCCCUCUCGGAGGUGGAGCCACCCUGCAUCCCUUACCUGGGCCUCAUCCUGCAGGACCUCACCUUCGUCCACCUGGGGAACCCGGACCACGUCGACGGGAAGGUGAACUUCUCCAAGCGCUGGCAGCAGUUCAACAUCCUGGACAGCAUGCGCUGCUUCCAGCAAGUGCACUACGACAUCCGGAGAAACGAUGACAUCAUUAACUUCUUCAACGACUUCAGUGACCACCUGGCCGAGGAGGCCCUAUGGGAACUCUCUCUGAAAAUCAAACCCAGGAACAUAACCAGGAGGAAGACAGACAGAGAAGAGAAGACCUAGAGGCGGCUGCCACGGGCGAGGAGAACGCCCAAGAGAGGCGCAGGGCCGCUCCGAGGCUGAAGGGACUGUGGACCUGUGUGGUGGCGGCGGCCCAUGUCCCGGCCGAGGAGCCCCAGUCCGGGCGGGCCCCUGCGGUGCCGGGCGGGCGUCCGGAGCCCACGGCCGCGGCGGAGCCACAGGCGGCUCUCACGGCCGAGCUGUGACCCAGUGGUCUGGGUUUGGUUGGGGUUCUGCUUCCACGCCGUCUUCCACUCUGCCUGUGUCCCCUCCCCGAGCCCGGGAGCCGCAGAGCACGUGGUCAGCAGACUGAGGGACAGAGGGACAGGGUGCCAUCUGAGUCUGCUGUCGUGACAUGGGGCAGGGGCCCGCGGGCCGGGGCUGCCCACCCGGUGACCGUGGAUGACCGGGCCUGCAGGCGGGUGGGCAGGGAGACCGGGCAGACUCCUCUCACUUCCCACGCGCUGCUUUUUCAACGGAGGAUGGGGGCGCUGCUCACCUGGCCCGGAAAGGUACGACAGGGGGCCCCUCAGCAGCCCGGAGCUAGGGCUCCGCUCACGGUACCGGCCCACCCUGGCCGGGCCCAAGCAGCCACUGUGUCAGUCCUGUUUCGCCCCUUUGUCUCCCCCUGCCCUCACCCCAGGAGCUGGGCAGGCAGGCCGUGACCCCCCAAGGAUGACUCCAGCUAAGUGGGGCCAGCGCUCUUGGUGAGUCCCUUCAGAGAGCGGAGGGCGGGCCAGCGGCCCCACCUCUGUCGCUUGCCGUGUGCCUUAAACUCCAGCUCCUUCGGGCUCCCCUCCCGCCUUGUCCCCAGCCUGCUGGGGCCAGAUGGGCUGCUCUUCAGCCCUUUCUGCCGCGAGGCCGGCUCUCCCGUGGGAGGACAGGGUCCCAGCUGCGAAGCCCCGCCCGCGAGGCCCGGCGUCUUCAGGGGAAGGUGCUUUCACCCUGCGCUUCCCCCUAAGCCACUCUCGCUACUGAGGCUGACAAUCCGAGGCGAGGCCAGUGGGGGCUCACAGAGGCGCCCACCAGACUCCAUGCCAGCCAGGCCUAGGCGUGCGGGCACUGCCCCCCUCCUGGUUGGUUUCACAUCACUGAGUGCCCGCCGCUCCCGGGUUUGGGACUCAGGCCGGCAAACAGCAGGCUUGGUCCAGGCUUAGCCCAGUUUGAGCAGAACGAAAAGAGUGGAAGCAAUCUCUGUUAACUAUUUAAAGAAACAGCCCUGUCACUCCGAGUCCUUCGUGGGUUUCUGAACGGUUUUUAUUGAGCAGCCGUCUGUCCUGUAUGCAGAGGGGAGGAGUCUGAAAUGUCAGCCACGACCCCUCGGCAGCGAUCCUUGGGCGGAACGCGUCACUUUGUUAUUUAAGGAGUGUGUGUGAAGUCGCUGUUUACGAACAGUACUGUGUGGGGUUGGGUUUUAGUUUGUUCCCGCUUUUUCGAGUCCUCUCAUUUCAGCCUUCCUCCCACCUCCCUCCUGGCCUGGCCGGCUCUGCUGACGCUGCUGUGUGGGCCGGGGGCUGGCGAGGCCAGGUGACCCCCCUGUGUGAGGACAGCAGGUGCAGUGUGCGUUUUAACUUAUUGGGCUCAGGGUUCCCCACCUCCACCUCCUGGAGACCCAUCCCUGGCUCUGGGCGCUGCCAGCCUGGCUGUGUGGUUUGUCUGGCUUAGGGGCCAAGUCAGGUGUACGAGGCAGCCUGUGUGACGAAGACACGCUCGGGAGCAUUCGGUUCCCUGCGGGGCCCCUCCACACCUGUGGGUGGGUCAGGGUGAAGGCAGGCAUGCGCCAGGUCCGAAUUAGACACCCCGAUUCUGAGCAGCGCCUCCCCCACCACCUCCCAGUGUUAUUACAUUGUAAUAUAUCCCCGACUAGACUAACCGGCUGAUCGUGGCAUCUUCCUGCAGACAUUUCAAACCUGUAACUUUUAUAUGAAAGGAAAUAAACACGGAUGAAAGCCGCGGCCGCCCGUGUGUGCACCGCAUGCCGCGUGUGUCAAAGCGACCAUC